Messenger RNA from Aegilops tauschii subsp. strangulata, 1284 nucleotides. Its product is annotated as DNA repair RAD52-like protein 1, mitochondrial. Lineage: Eukaryota; Viridiplantae; Streptophyta; Magnoliopsida; Poales; Poaceae. Gene Ontology annotation, biological process: double-strand break repair via homologous recombination. Gene Ontology annotation, molecular function: DNA binding. The record is from RefSeq and is a predicted model, not a curated record.
GGCUAAGAUCAAGUGUAGUAUCUGUUCUUAUCAGUUUAAUAUCUGAUAUGUGGGCCAUGUGUUCACAACGAUAUUAAAUUUAUUUUUUAUGGGGAGGGCCCACCACAGUGGCUUGCCACUGGGACCCUCGGGUGUCGCCCAGGCGUUGCACUACAGCCUGGGCUGGCGCACCCCACCAAAUCAAUCCAAUUUAUCUUCUUUGAAAAUUACACACAAACUUUUAUCUAGUGGUGAUUAAGCAGCAUUAGGAUAUCAUGGGAUUGAAGUUUGGCAUUACAGUUUCAGUCGGUUUAAUUUAAUUUGUUGCACAAAUACCUGGGCCAAAUUCGUUCAAAAACUAUUUGUAUUUGUAAAUCUCACCAAGAUUUGGCAUCAAAAAUCAUAUUCUGGCCCCAUAGUAGACAAAACUUGGUGGGGAAUUUCCAAGUUCCGAUAUAUCUGGGACCCCUCUUUCCCCAUUCCCAAAACCCAACCAAACCCCUCUUCCCCUCCGCCUCCCCACAAUGGCUCCCGGUGCCCUAGCCCGCCUCAUCAUCGGCCGCCGCGCAGCGUCCCCGCUCCUGGCGCGUCCCUUCGCCGCGAAGGCCCGCGCGCCGCAGCGGGCACCGGAGCCGGAGCCCCUGUCGGAGGAGGACGACGACUUCACCAGCGGCGGGGAGGCCGCCCCCAUCCCCACCGAGGGCAUCAGCAAGCCGCUCGCCGGUAUCCUCAAGGAGCUCGGGAAGAGGGUUCCCGAGUCCCUCCUGAAGACCCGCCUCGAGGACAAUGGCUUUGCCCUCAAGUACAUCCCAUGGCACCUUGCUAACAAAAUUCUGAAUGCACACGCUCCAGAAUGGUCUGGGGAGGUUCGCAACAUUGUCUACUCAUCUGAUGGGAAAUCUGUAUCUGUUGUCUAUCGUGUGACUCUCUAUGGAACUGAUGCAGAGAUCUACAGAGAGGCUACUGGAACUGCUUCUGUUGAGGAUAAAGGCUUUGGAGAUCCUGUUCAGAAGGCUGAAGGAAUGGCUUUUCGCCGAGCUUGUGCCCGCCUUGGUCUUGGGCUUCAUCUCUAUCAUGAAGAUAUGUCAUAGAUGUUUGUGGUCUGGACUUCUGCUUCAUGUCUCUUAGUGCGCAGACACUUGUCGUUCAGUAGGCUACCCUUUUGUGCUGAACAUGAUAUGAAUGUGCCAGCAUAUAAAACUAAGUAUUCUAGGUUAUCGUUUAGGUGACUAAUGUAAGCUACUAAGGUGGUUGCUGCUCUGAAUGGUAUGCUUAUGAGUGAACCGGCAUGUUUCAUCUUCUAAA